CCGGUCGCCAAUGGCCCGGGCCGCCGGCGCUUCCCGCAGGCGCUCAUCGUUGGGGUGAAGAAGGGCGGCACGCGCGCCCUCCUGGAGUUCCUGCGCCUGCACCCCGACGUCCGCGCGCUCGGCUCCGAGCCCCACUUCUUCGACAGGUGGUACGAGCGCGGACUCUCCUGGUACCGGAGCCUGAUGCCACGCACCCUGGACGGGCAGAUCACCAUAGAGAAGACUCCCAGCUACUUCGUGACUCUCGAGGCCCCUCACCGCAUCCACAGCAUGUCCCCGGACACGAAGCUGAUCGUGGUGGUUCGGAACCCUGUGACUCGGGCCAUCUCCGACUACGCACAGAUGCUCUCCAAGACGCCGGGCCUGCCCAGCUUCCGAGCCCUGGCCUUCCGCCACGGCCGGGGCCCCGUGGACACAGCCUGGAGCGCCGUGCGCAUCGGCCUCUACGCCCAGCACCUGGACAACUGGCUGCGACACUUCCCCCUGUCCCACUUCCUGUUUGUCAGCGGUGAGCGCCUGGUCAGUGACCCAGCUGGAGAAGUUGGCCGAGUGCAGGACUUCCUGGGCCUCAGAAGGGUUGUCACGGACAAGCACUUCUACUUCAAUGCCACCAAGGGCUUCCCCUGCCUCAAGAAGGCCCAGGGGAGCAGCCGCCCCCGCUGCCUGGGCAAGUCCAAGGGCCGGCCCCACCCCCGAGUGCCAGAGGCAGUGGUCCAGAGCCUGCGGGACUUCUACCAGCCCUUCAACCGAAAGUUCUACCAGAUGACCGGCCAGGACUUUGGCUGGGACUGAGAGGCCAGGCCAGCCCACGCCCUGUCUGGGGAUACUCAGUAACCUUAAUUUAUGCCUGUCACCCAGCCAAAGCAGGCUGCGCACACAUGCUGGGUAGAGAGAACUAUUUAAGAAAUAAAGUUUGGAUCUGUGUUCUUCCA
Messenger RNA from Miniopterus natalensis, 932 nucleotides. It is a transcript of the gene HS3ST6, whose product is annotated as heparan sulfate-glucosamine 3-sulfotransferase 6. Gene Ontology annotation, molecular function: [heparan sulfate]-glucosamine 3-sulfotransferase activity. The record is from RefSeq and is a predicted model, not a curated record. NCBI's taxonomy places the organism in Eukaryota, Metazoa, Chordata, Mammalia, Chiroptera, Miniopteridae.